AUGGUUAAAAGGGCAUUUGAUGAAGUAGUGGCUGGUAGACAGGGCAGAUUCAAACCUGUUUUAGGCAAGGACCUUAAUACUGUGAACAUUAACACAGACACGCAAGGUGCUGACAAGCACACUGAUAUAGAGCCAUCUCUUGUCAAAGCCUUUAUUACUGAAUUUAAUGGGGACUCCAAGAUUAUUAGGGACAUUUUGGAAAAAGAAUGGCACAAAUUCUCUCAACUGUCAGACUUGAGUCCCAUUUUUGACACCCCUUUUAAAAUGAUUUACAGUAAGGGUCCUAAUAUAAGAGAUUAUCUUGAAUGUGCUGUCAGCAUUGAAGAUGAGCCAUUCUAUUACUUCUGUCUCUUGAUUUCAGGGGUUUUCCUGCAUCAGAUCACUGCAGAUUGUCUUUACAUGAGAGAAGGGCAAAAACUUGUAUUUCUUCAGACCACACUCUAUAACAAGGAAAGACAAGUUUAUUUUGACAGUCGAAUAGGCAAGUUCAUUGGUAUCACAGAAUUUGGAAAGAUUGAAGCUGAAUACUGGAACAACGACACUGCUUAUCUAGAAAAAAUGAGGGCUGCAAUUAUGAUAUUUUGUAAGCACAACUUUGAUCUACUAAACAACACUAUCAUGGACAGAAAAGUCAUUCCCGUUGUUACAAUGCAACCACUUAGAUCUGUGAUAGAAAAGCACCCUAAUCUGCUCAUGUGUGAAGCUAGUGGCUUUUAUCCACAAAGCAUACGUGUCACAAUGCUGAAGAACGGAGAAGAGGUCACUCGUGAUAUUUCAUCAUCUGGGCUGAUAUCAAAUGGAGACUGGACCUACCAGAUCACUUUGUUAAUGGAAUUCAUACCAAAAAAGGAGGAUGUUUAUGGCUGCAAAGUCGAACACAGCAGUCUGAAUGAACCAAUGAUUGUGGAGUGGAGUAAGUAAUAGAUUGUCACUUAAUGAUUACUC
Messenger RNA from Protopterus annectens (West African lungfish), 945 nucleotides. Its product is annotated as H-2 class II histocompatibility antigen, E-S beta chain-like. The record is from RefSeq and is a predicted model, not a curated record. Lineage: Eukaryota; Metazoa; Chordata; Ceratodontiformes; Protopteridae. Gene Ontology annotation, biological process: immune response; positive regulation of T cell activation; antigen processing and presentation of exogenous peptide antigen via MHC class II. The transcript is spliced from 3 exons. Bases 1 to 921 code for a protein of 306 amino acids. Gene Ontology annotation, cellular component: MHC class II protein complex; membrane. Gene Ontology annotation, molecular function: MHC class II protein complex binding.